AUGGGCAACCAGACAGUACCUGGCCAGUACACCAAGCGCUGCUGUAAAGGUUUCUGCAUCGACAUCCUGAAGAAGAUCGCCAAGCAGGUCAAGUUCACCUAUGACCUCUACCUGGUCACCAACGGAAAGCACGGCAAGAAGAUCAACGGCACCUGGAAUGGAAUGGUCGGGGAGGUGGAGCAGAAGAAGGCCCACAUGGCCGUGGGGUCGCUCACCAUCAACGCGGAGAGGUCCGAGGUCAUUGACUUCUCCGUGCCCUUCAUCGAGACGGGGAUCAGUGUCCUGGUCUCCCGUAGCAACGGCACUGUCUCCCCCUCCGCCUUCCUUGAGCCGUUCAGUGCGGACGUGUGGGUGAUGAUGUUUGUGAUGCUGCUGCUCGUGUCAGCGAUUGCUGUGUUUGUGUUUGAGUACUUCAGCCCGGUCGGCUACAACCGCUGCCUGGCAGACGGACGAGAGCCCGGUGGCCCCUCCUUCACCAUCGGGAAGGCCAUCUGGCUGCUGUGGGGCCUGGUUUUCAACAACUCUGUUCCCGUCCAGAACCCUAAAGGCACCACCAGUAAGAUCAUGGUGUCGGUGUGGGCCUUCUUCGCUGUCAUCUUCCUGGCCUCCUACACUGCCAACCUGGCUGCCUUCAUGAUCCAGGAGGAGUAUGUGGAUCAGGUGUCGGGCCUCAGUGACAAUAAGUUCCAAAAACCCAACGCCUUCUCCCCGCCAUUCCGUUUCGGAACGGUGCCCAACGGAAGCACGGAACGGAACAUCCGCAACAAUUACCCGGAGAUGCACCAGUAUAUGACCAGCUUCCACCAGAAGAACGUGAACGAGGCCCUGGCAAGCCUCAAGGGAGGUAAAUUGGAUGCCUUCAUCUACGAUGCUGCUGUGUUGAACUACAUGGCCGGGAGGGACGAGGGCUGUAAACUGGUGACCAUCGGCAGCGGGAAGGUGUUCGCCACCACCGGUUACGGCAUCGCCAUCCAGAAGGACUCUGGCUGGAAGAGAGCGGUGGACCUGGCCAUCCUCAUGCUGUUCGGCGAUGGAGAGAUGGAGGAGCUGGAGGCUCUGUGGCUGACGGGGAUCUGCCACAAUGAGAAGAACGAGGUGAUGAGCAGCCAGCUGGACGUGGACAACAUGGCAGGUGUCUUCUACAUGCUGGGGGCGGCCAUGGCUCUGUCGCUCAUCACCUUCAUUGCCGAGCAUGCCUUCUACUGGCAACUGCGCUUCUGCUUCAUGGGCUACUGCACCGGCAAGCCAGGCUUUACCUUCUCCAUCAGCAGGGGCAUCUGGAGUUGUAUCCACGGGGUCCAGAUCGAGGAGAAUAAGUCGGCCAUGGACUCUCCAUCGGCCACCAUGAACAUGAACAUGAACAACACCCACUCCAACAUCCUGCGACUGCUCCGCACAGCCAAGGACAUGACCGCCAUCCCGGGGGUCAACGGCUCGCCGCACACGCACGGCGCCCUGGACUACGGUGGCCACCACCGUGGCGAGUCGCCCAGCAUCUACGACGUCUCCGAGCACCGGCGCAGCUUGCAAGAGCGCAAGGCCCUGCCGCCGCCCUACCUGCCUGAGGACAACAUGUUCAGCGACUACAUCAGCGAGGUGGAGAGGACUUUUGGCAACUUGCCCCUGAAGGACAACAACCUGUACCAGGACCAUUACCUGCACCACCACUCAGGUCCGGGACCCGGGCUGGCUCUGGGUAUGUCCGGCCCCCCGCCUAACAGGCCGAGUAGCUUAGGCAGUACCAGUUCAUUGGAGGGAGGGAUGUUUGAUUGUGACAGUUUAGGGGGAGGGGUAGCGCCCAUAUUCACCACACAACCCCGCGUUGCCUCCUUGACUCACAGGAACACCAAUAAGUUUGACCUGAUCGCCGGCCACGCCUCGGCCUCAGGCUCCGGUCAGCAGGGGGGUCAGUUCAAGUCGAACGACCUCUACGGGAGGUUCUCUUUCAAAGGCGGGGCGUCCAGUUCUGGGUUUAUCGACAGGGGCGGUCACGACAGGUACUGCAUGGGUGGAGGAGGAGGGGGUGGCGGGGGCUCGGGGGGCGAUGAUGUGUCGGAUAUCUCCUCACACACCAUCACCUACGGCAAUCUGGAGGGCAACGCCAAGAGGCGUAAACAGUACAGGGACAGCUUGAAAAAGAGGCCAGCCUCAGCCAAAUCCAGACGGGAGCAGGACGAGAUUGAUUACCGGAGGCGAGCCCACCAACAUCACACCGUCCACCACCACUUCUCCCGCGGGCCCCUGGGACACCGCUCGGCCUCCCCACCCCUGGUCCCCUCUGAGCGGAAGAGAGGAGGUGGAGGAGGAGGGGGUAACUCUUCACCUUACUUAUUCCGCGACAAAGAAAAUCUGAGGGAGUUCUAUGCGGAGCAGGUCCUUUCCAAAGAGGGCUCUGCCAAGUGGGAGCAUGUGGAUGUGUCCGACGGGCCUUGUCCGAUGGGCGGUAGGGGAGGAGUCGCUGGUGGUAGUAGUGGUAGUGGCAUUUGUAAGAGCCUAGUGCCCGUGGAGGAUUUCCUGAAAGGUAACAAACCCAAGAAGUCAGAGGGUAAAAGUGGCGUCGUCGGAGGAAUGGGCUUGGGGUCGUCAGGGCAACAGGCCCACACGUGUUGGGAGAAGAACAUGUCUGAAGUGGGGGGUGGAGGCAUAGCAGGGGGUGACUGGGAGUGUCGGAAUCUCAGUGGUGGUGGUGGUGGGGGAGGAGGAGGGAAGUCCAUCUCUCACCAUGGGGGAGGGGGCACCUGUACGCAUGGGAGCGCUAGUGGCGGAGGGGGAGGAGGGGGUGGGGGCGCUAGUGGCGGAGGGGGAAAUAGUCGUCCAAGCUCUGCUUCUUGCAAACGGUGCGAGUCGUGUAAGAAACCAGGCAACCUAAGGGUGGGGGUGGCGGACGCAUGGGCGGGGGUGGAGGAGGAGGUGGAGGAGGAGGGGGAGGGGGGCAGCUCCUCCCACCCAGAAGCGUGA
This is a messenger RNA of Oncorhynchus kisutch (coho salmon), 2958 nucleotides long. Its product is annotated as glutamate receptor ionotropic, NMDA 2B-like. The coding region runs from base 1 to 2958 and encodes 985 amino acids. Gene Ontology annotation, cellular component: membrane. The record is from RefSeq and is a predicted model, not a curated record. Gene Ontology annotation, biological process: monoatomic ion transport. Gene Ontology annotation, molecular function: signaling receptor activity; ligand-gated monoatomic ion channel activity. NCBI's taxonomy places the organism in Eukaryota, Metazoa, Chordata, Actinopteri, Salmoniformes, Salmonidae. The transcript is spliced from 10 exons.